This is a messenger RNA of Camelus dromedarius (Arabian camel), 3868 nucleotides long. RefSeq names its product GATA binding protein 3 (gene GATA3). Gene Ontology annotation, cellular component: nucleus. The coding region runs from base 648 to 1979 and encodes 443 amino acids. The record is from RefSeq and is a predicted model, not a curated record. The transcript is spliced from 6 exons. Lineage: Eukaryota; Metazoa; Chordata; Mammalia; Artiodactyla; Camelidae. Gene Ontology annotation, molecular function: zinc ion binding; DNA-binding transcription factor activity, RNA polymerase II-specific; RNA polymerase II cis-regulatory region sequence-specific DNA binding. Gene Ontology annotation, biological process: positive regulation of transcription by RNA polymerase II; negative regulation of transcription by RNA polymerase II; cell fate commitment.
GAACCUCCUUAAGUUCCGUCGCGCCACAGCUGUCUGCGAACACUGAGCUGCCUGGCGCCGUCUUGAUACUUUCAGAAAGAAUGCAUUCCCUGUAAAAAAAAAAUACUGAGAGAGGGAGACAGAGAGAGAGAGAGGAAAAGAGAGAGAGAGAGACGGAGUGAGCGCGAGACAGAGCGAGCCACGCAAUCUGACCGAGCAGUUUCUGCUCUCCCAGGUCACACGCCUCCUCCUCCUCUUUGCUCCUCGCUACCCAGGUGACCCAGGAGAAUCUCAGUCUUGGAGCUGCCGAGGAGCCCCAAGUGCAGAGGAGCCUUACUUGCAGAAUUCCAGCCAGUCCUCGCCCCCCUUUUACAAUUUGGUCCUCUUUUAUCCUCCGUCCCUAAUUUUUGGAAUUUCAUUUUUCUUCCUCUUCUUCUCUUUGCUCAACUACCCCUAUUUUUUUUUUUUUUAAGAAAAAUCUCAUUAGCUCACCUUUCCUUCCCAGCGUUCCCAUUCCCCCACUGAAAAAUCUUUAAACGACCACCGCCUCUCUGACGGCAGGAGCACCUGCAGAGCCUCGGAGUUCCCCCUACCUCCCAGCCCGACCGCCCUCCCUCUCCGCGCGCGGGUUCCGGGCCCGGCGAGAGGGCGCGAGCGCAGCCGGGGCCAUGGAGGUGACGGCGGACCAGCCGCGCUGGGUGAGCCACCACCACCCCGCGGUCCUCAAUGGGCAGCACCCGGACACGCACCACCCGGGCCUCGGCCACUCCUACAUGGACCCGGCGCAGUACCCCUUGCCCGAGGAGGUGGAUGUACUUUUUAACAUCGACGGUCAAGCCAACCACGUCCCGUCCUACUACGGAAACUCGGUGAGGGCCACCGUGCAGAGGUACCCUCCGACCCACCACGGGAGCCAGGUGUGCCGUCCGCCUCUGCUGCACGGAUCCCUGCCCUGGCUGGACGGCGGCAAGGCCCUGGGCAGCCACCACACCGCCUCGCCCUGGAACCUCGGCCCCUUCUCCAAGACGUCCAUCCACCAUGGCUCCCCGGGGCCCCUGUCGGUCUACCCGCCGGCCUCGUCCUCCUCCCUGUCUGCGGGCCACUCCAGCCCGCACCUCUUCACCUUCCCGCCCACCCCGCCGAAGGACGUCUCCCCGGACCCGUCGCUGUCCACCCCGGGCUCGGCCGGCUCGGCCCGCCAGGACGAGAAGGAGUGCAUCAAGUACCAGGUGCCGCUGCCCGACAGCAUGAAGCUGGAGUCGGCGCACUCCCGCGGCGGCAUGACCGCCCUGGGCGGGGCGGCGGCGUCGGCCCACCACCCCAUCACCACCUACCCGCCCUACGUCCCCGAGUACAGCUCCGGACUCUUCCCGCCCAGCAGCCUGCUGGGGGGCUCCCCCACCGGCUUCGGAUGCAAGUCGAGGCCCAAAGCGAGAUCCAGCACAGGCAGGGAGUGUGUGAACUGCGGGGCGACGUCCACCCCACUGUGGCGACGAGAUGGCACCGGCCACUAUCUGUGCAAUGCCUGCGGGCUCUACCACAAGAUGAACGGGCAGAACCGACCCCUGAUCAAGCCCAAGCGAAGGCUGUCGGCAGCAAGAAGGGCAGGUACGUCUUGUGCAAACUGUCAAACCACAACCACGACUCUCUGGAGAAGAAAUGCCAACGGAGACCCCGUCUGCAACGCCUGCGGGCUGUACUACAAACUGCACAAUAUUAACAGACCCCUGACUAUGAAGAAGGAAGGCAUCCAGACCCGAAACCGAAAAAUGUCUAGCAAAUCCAAAAAGUGCAAAAAGGUGCACGACACGCUGGAGGACUUCCCCAAGAGCAGCUCGUUCAACCCCGCCGCCCUCUCCAGACACAUGUCUUCGCUCAGCCACAUCUCACCGUUCAGCCACUCCAGCCACAUGCUGACCACGCCCACGCCGAUGCACCCACCGUCCAGUCUCUCCUUCGGACCUCAUCACCCUUCCAGUAUGGUCACCGCCAUGGGUUAGAGCCUCUGCUCGACGCUUAGAGGUCUCCGGGCGAGAACCCCUCUGGCCCCUCCGACGUGAGUUUUCCAGGAGCGGUACCAGGAAGCUGAAAUCGGACGGAUACCUGUUUUCGAAGUCAGAAAGCAAAAUGACAUUCGCCACUUUGACAGAGGAGCCCGCUGCGGUGUCUGUGUGCCCCGAACCUGGAUCCCAUUUGUGAAUAAAGCCAUUCAGACUCGCGUUUCCCUACUUAACAGGGUCUCUCUAGUGCUGUGAAAAAAAAAGAAAAAAGAAAAAAAAAGAAUUGCUGAACACUGCAUAUAACUUAUAUUGUAAGAAAUCCUGUACUUGGAAGAAGAGGACUUGACUGCAUCCGAGUCGCUGUCAGGAAGGCGUGAAGGACGCCAGGAAUUUUAAGGAAUACGGGGGAAAAUAAAGGGUGGAAAUUAAGAGAAACUAGGUCUGAUAUCCAAAUGGACAAACUGCCAGGGAUUUUUUGCCUUUCACUGGUCACAGUUGUUUGAUGCAUUAAGAGAAAAAAAAAAAAAAGGAAAAAAAAAAAGAAAAAAGUUGUAGGCAAAUCAUUUGUUCAAAGCGGUGGGUCUCUGCCCAGGAAAUCCCUCCGCUCUGGGCGGCGGGGCAGCGCUCACCUGCUGCCGGAGGGGGGACUCGGAGAGACUUCCAGGCCCGCACGCUUGGUGAACAAGUCCCUGUAAUUGUUGUUUGUAUGUAUAAUUCAAAGCACCAAAAUAAGAAAAGAUGUAGAUUUAUUUCAUCAUGUUAUACAGAUUGAACUGUUGUACAAGUUUAUUUACUGCUAGUGUUAAGAACUGCUUUUUUUCCCCUCUUUUGUUUUUGUUUGAACAUUUUCCUUCUCGCUCUGUUUUCGAUUGAAGAAACUAGGUGACAUUCAGUCGACCUAAGGUGGUUGUGCUCUGGAGGGCUGACUUUUGCUUUUUUUUUUUUUUUUAUGGUAUUUAUUACAUAGCUUCUAAGGGUACAGCGGCACCUGUCCUGUCGCCCACUCCGCCCGCAGCCUGCGCUGUGAAGGUAGCGGUGUUGCAAGCUACCAGCGUGCAUGUCAGCGGCUCAGACCCGCCAGAGCGGGUCCUGAGAACAGCCUGGCUGAAUGUUAGCGCCUGCUGUGUUCUGUGUUAGUGAUCACUGCCUUUCAUGCAGUCUGUUGGAAUAAUAAUAUACAAAUAAAUAAUAAAGUGAAACUAUUUAAAAGCAACGAGAUAACAUUGUAUCAGGAGUGGUGGCCAAGCUCUUAGAGAAUCGAGGAGCUGUAGUUAAUUUAAGGGGGAAAAAAAAAAAAGGUGUUUAAACCAAUCAAAACAAAAGCCACAAAGUCCAAACAGGUUAAGGUGUUCAUUCAGAGGUAAAGGCAAACCCCAGAGAGUCAACAUCGGUUCCUUUGGGAAACCGGGCAUCUUUGGAGUUUGCAAUGCAGCCCAGAGGCAUGGAUCCUGGGGCCGGAGUAACUUCCCUGGUCCCCUCGUGCGCUGCAGUGCCCUCUGCCUGUGUCACCUCGAGGAGACAGUCUUCUCGCAGGAGAAGUGGGGAGAUUUCCUCUUUGAGAUUCACGGGUGGACUGCCGCUGGCGGCUUCCUCUUGGUUUUCUGCGAGAUGUCCAGGAGCUGGGCUGGCUCUUGAGUUCAUUUCUGUUUUGCUUUUCUGCUGUCGAAUAGCAGCACAGUGAAGGGUUUAUUGGAAUGUUUGCGAAAAGUGAAAUAACCGUUUUGUAACUUAUGCUGUAUAGUUUCCUUUCGCUCUGUUGACAGAAUGUGUAACCCCGGCACACAUUUGAAAAUCUCUGUUAAUCGCCUCUUUGCUUUCUUAGCAAAUAUUUCCAACCUAAAGCUAAAUGUUGAAAUAAAGAAGUAGAGAAUUACUGAGUUGCAAAUGAA